AUGGGACUCCUUUUUCUGCUUGAAAUGAGAAAUUACAGAACGUCUAUUCUUGUGGUACUAAUCUUGGUAACGAUUCUCAAUGGGCAAAGCAGUUUUCUGGCACGAGUAGGGGCUGAGAGUGAGAGGAGCAAGGUUUAUGUAGUGUAUUUGGGUGAGAAGCAGCAUGAUGAUCCUGAGUUUGUCACGGAAUCUCAUCAUCGAUUGUUAUGGUCACUUCUUGGAAGUAAAGAGGAUGCUCAUGAUUCAAUGGUGCAUAGUUACCGACAUGGCUUCUCAGGUUUUGCAGCCAAGCUUACCAAUUCUCAAGCCAAGAAGUUGGCAGAAUUACCUGAAGUUGUUCAUGUCACGCCUGAUAGUUUCUACGAACUAGCAACAACUCGGACUUGGGACUACUUAGGCCUUUCUGCCGCCAAUCCGAAAAAUCUUCUAAAUGUCACUAAUAUGGGUGAAGAAGUUAUAAUCGGCGUUGUCGACACAGGAGUUUGGCCAGAAUCUCAAGUUUUUAACGACAAUGGGAUGGGUCCUGUGCCGAGCCAUUGGAAAGGAGACUGUGAAUCAGGAGAGAUGUUCAACUCCUCUCACUGCAACAAAAAACUCAUAGGAGCCAAAUACUUCAUCAGUGCUUUUCUUGCGAAGUACGAAAGCUUCAACGCAACAGCAUCACUCGACUUCAUUUCCCCUAGAGACUAUGAUGGUCAUGGCACGCACGUCGCCACCAUAGCAAGUGGUUCGGUCUUCCCCAGCAUAAGCUACAAGGGCCUAGCCGGAGGGACUGUGAGAGGUGGUGCCCCUCGUGCUCGUAUAGCAAUGUACAAGGCUUGUUGGUAUCAUGAUGAUCUAGAGAUAAAUACUUGUUCGUCUGCUGAUGUCUUGAAAGCUAUGGACGAGGCUAUACAUGAUGGUGUUGACGUUCUGUCUCUCUCUCUAGGAUCUAACGUUCCUAUAUACCCUGAAACUGAUUUCCGCAAUGGAAUAGCUACUGGGGCGUUCCAUGCAGUCUUGAAGGGUAUUACAGUAGUUUGCUCAGGUGGUAACGCUGGCCCAGAGGCUCAGACCGUGUCAAACACGGCUCCUUGGAUUUUGACUGUGGCUGCAACUACUCUAGACCGGUCAUUUCCCACUCCUAUUACACUUGGGAACAAUAAAGUGAUAUUGGGUCAAGCAUUGUACACAGGUCCAGAAGUUGGUUUCACUAGCUUGGUUUACCCAGAGAAUCCAGGGAACAGCAACGAAAGUUUUUAUGGUACCUGUGAACUUCUUCUCUACAACUCUAACAGAACAAUGGAGGGGAAAGUCGUGUUGUGUUUCACUACAUCACUUUUAAGUAGCUCUGUGUCGAAUGCUGCACGUUAUGUGAAGAGAGCUGGUGGUCUUGGCGUAAUCAUUGCAAGGCAUCCAAGCUUUGUUCGACCAUGUCUAGAUGAUUUCCCUUGUAUUACUGUGGACUAUGAGCUUGGGACCAAUAUACUUCUCUACAUUCGUUCCAGUGGAGCACCUGUUGUGAAGAUACAACCUUCUAAAACACUCGUUGGACAACCAGUUGGUACAAAGGUGGCAAGUUUCUCAUCAAGAGGUCCCAAUUCUGUUGCAGCUGCGAUCCUCAAACCUGAUAUAGCAGCUCCGGGAGUGAGUAUAUUGGCAGCUACAGCCACCAAUAGAACUUUCAACGACCGAGGUUUCAUUAUGCUGUCAGGAACAUCGAUGGCGGCUCCUGUGAUUUCAGGAGUUGUUGCACUUCUCAAAGCUAAACACCGUGAUUGGUCUCCUGCUGCCAUUCGAUCAGCCAUUGUCACUACAGCUUGGAGAACAGAUCCGUUUGGACAACAGAUAUUUGCAAAUGGAUCACCUCGGAAGCUAGCUGAUCCGUUUGACUAUGGUGGAGGCCUUGUGAAUCCAGAGAAAGCUUCAAAUCCAGGUCUUGUCUAUGACUUGGGCCUUGAAGACUAUGUUCUCUACAUGUGCUCUCAAGGUUACACCGAGUCAUCAAUCUCUCAGCUUGUUGGUAAAGGAACAGUCUGUUCGAAUCCUAGACCAUCUGUUCUUGAUUUCAACUUGCCUUCAAUCACAAUCCCAAACCUCAAAGAAGAAGUCACUCUCACCAGGAUCCUCACUAAUGUUGGACCAGUCAACUCGGUCUACAAAGUAGUGGUCGAGCCUCCGUUUGGCGUUCAAGUCACCGUAGCGCCAGAGACGUUAGUGUUCAACUCAACGACCAAAAGGGUCUCGUUCAAAGUCAAAGUCUCGACCACACACAAAAUCAACACAGGUUACUACUUUGGAAGCUUGACAUGGAGUGACUCUGUUCAUAACGUUACAAUUCCUUUGUCUGUGAGAACUCAGAUUCUGCAGGACUACUACGAUGAGAAUUGA
Messenger RNA from Microthlaspi erraticum, 2370 nucleotides. The record is from the annotation of a GenBank genome assembly. NCBI's taxonomy places the organism in Eukaryota, Viridiplantae, Streptophyta, Magnoliopsida, Brassicales, Brassicaceae.